CUAGUACGUAUAUAGUACAUAUAUAUCAAUGUUCUGAAGGAACACGUGGACGAAUGACAGCUAGAAAGUUUGUCUCUUUUUAAUUAGUCCUAAAAAAGUGAGAUAGAUUAUUCUGAUUUGAUUAUUUGACCUUGUGGUUGAGAUUAGUAAAUUGAUUGGACGAUGAACGUUUACAAUUUGGGCUUAUGUCAAGCGUACUCUUGAACAUCGACGUUGAUUCUCCGAAUAAAAAUAAUCGAGAUUUAUUUCUGUGCACUCGCAUCUUUAACAGAGUCUCUGCGUGGCAUAAAUUGAUCGGCGAAAUGGCUAAAAGCCGUAGUGAAAUCAGAUUUAUUGUGUAUGCGGGUGCAAUAUUCGUAUGUUACUUCAUAUAUGGAAUGUUACAAGAGAAAAUAACAAGGGGGAAAUAUGGAGAAAAUAAUGAGAAAUUCACUUGUACGUUAUCACUAGUUUUAACCCAAUGCAUCGUUAAUUACGUCUUCGUUCAACUUUUAAUGCUGUCUUGGAAGAAGGAAUCAGAUUCUACUAGGAAAAUAUAUUAUUUCUCAUCAGCCCUAACGUACCUUCUGGGUAUGGUGUGCUCUAACAUGGCAUUGCAAUGGAUCAAUUACCCAACACAGGUGGUCGGCAAAGCAGCGAAGCCGAUUCCAGUAAUGAUACUUGGAGUUCUCAUAGGGCAUAAAUCCUACCCGAUGAAGAAGUAUCUGUUUGUUCUGCUGAUAGUCCUUGGAGUAAUUAUGUUCAUGUACAAGGAUCAAGGCAAGAAGAGUGUAGAAGACUCCUCAGGAUUAGGAAUUGGGGAGGUGCUGCUGUUUCUGUCGCUGACUAUGGACGGCCUUACUGGUGCUGUACAGGAGCGCAUCAAGAGCGAAUCUUCACCUUCAGCCUACCUUAUGAUGAUGAACACUAACUGGUGGUCAUCACUGAUACUAUCAAUAGGCGUGUUGUUGAGUGGUGAAAUAUUCAAGUUCUUCGUGUUCGUGUCCACUUAUCCUGAAGUUAUCAUUUACCUCGUCGGACUGGCCGUCGUCGGUGCUUUGGGGCAAAUGUUCAUAUUUUAUAUGGUGGCUGAAUUCGGUCCACUGCCGUGUUCCGUAGUCACAACAACGAGAAAGUUCUUCACAGUUCUAACAUCAGUCAUCAUCUUUGGCAACGUAUUGCUACCAAGACAGUGGCUUGGAGCUGUUCUUGUAUUUUCAGGUCUAUUCCUCGACAUGUUCUACAGCAAAGGCAAGGCGACUCAAAAGAGAGUGACACAGAAAUGAUGGCUGACGAAUCAGCUUAGAGGCUAACGUGAGCUCCUUCCCAAUAUUACGUAUUGAGUAGUCUUCCAUUUUAAAUUCUUCCUUUGACAUUUUUUGACAAUCAGCACAUGACAUUGAUUAAAGGAUUUGAAUAUGCAUAGCAAAUAUUUAGAAAUAACAGGGUUACACAGAGAUUAUCAUUUAAAUUAGGACCCAGUUUAUAAUGUUAUAAUGUUUUGCUAUUUUAUAUUGCUUUUUGCAAUACAAUAGAUUCUAUUUUUUCUCAAUAUUUAAGUAUUGGGAUUUGAGCUCUAAUAUUAUACAAGUUUUACUUUAAGUAUUUUAUGGUACAAGGUUGUUAGUGUUUCUUAAAAAAUGGGAUCGCAAAUACCUAUAGUAUAAUCGUAAAAACUAUUGACCUUGCUAUGAAUGGAUAGUUAACGUAUCUUGAAGAGUCAGUUGUUAGGUGAUCGGCUGAGCAGUAGAUAUUAUUUUUAUCAAAAACCUACAGUUUCAUAAGGAUGGCUUAGAAACCCAUAGGUACCAUUUGUUCACGUGCGAAGCCGGGACUGGUCACUACUAUCUAAUCUAUCUAUAUAAAUAAAAAUGAAUUGUUGUUCGUUAGUCUGAUUAAAACUCGAGAACGGCGGGGCCGAUUGAGCUGAUUUUGGUUUUAAAAUGUUUGUAGAGGUCCAGGGAAGGUUUGAACGAUACGAAGUUCGCGGGAUUAGCUAGUAAAAAAUAAUUAUUAAUUCUUCAGUGAAAUUACUAAAUAUUGUGAUACCGUUUUUUAAGAAACCUUGUUAAAACUGCAGCAUAUUUAAUGACUAAGUAGCAAAUGUUUUUAGCAUUUUUAAGUAGGUACAGAUAUUUUGAUACAUCAGCCGCUCAUUAUUACUUUAUAAGAUGUUCCUUCGUUUCUUUAUCAAAAGUGAUAAUAAUUUAUAACUUGGUGAAUGCAGCCUUACUGUUAUUUUCGAAGGAUAAAAUGUUAAGAUGUAAAUAUCUGUUUUUAAUGACAAUUUGAUGACACGACAUAAUUUCUGAGACAAAAUAGACUUGACAAUUUAAGAAUUUAUGUGUAUUGAGUUCGGGGCAAGAUCCCUGUAAAUAAAUUUUGUACUGAUCAACACACUUUUUUAACUACAAUUCAUGGCGAUUGAAAGUUAAAUAAUUUCUAUUGAGUAUCGGAAACUGUAUGUGCAUGACUGUAAUUUGCUUUAUUCUGUUGUGUAAUUUGAAGUGUGAUAGAAAAUACAUUUUGUAUGGAAAUUUUAAUAUUAUUUUUGGUCACUACCGAACAUUUCUGAAUUCGACUAAUGACUGUUUUAUAUUGACUACUUCUAAUUUAUCUUAUUGUGACUAUAUCAAAGGGGAAUUAGAAAUCGCAAUGAAACACAAAAUCCGAGUUUGGAUUGAGAUUAUUUACUAACAUUUUGAACACCACGGUCAUUAUAAAAAUGAGUAGGUUCUCAAUGUCUUUAACAAUGAACUUUAUCUCAAAAAAAAUGUAUGGAUGGAUGUAUUAAAAAAGGUAUUCUUGUCUAUAACCAAUAUAAUAAUCACUUAUAGGUUGGCCCCAGUAACAUAGUCACAUAGUCUUCCAUCAUGACUUCAUAAUAUGUACUUAAAAUUUAGAUGCAUUGUAACUGUUUUGGUGAACUCAUUAUAUGUUAAGGUGUAUUUCCAUCGAUUCCAAUUUCAUACUAUGAAGUUUGUCUAUUCAAUAUCUAUGACCUCUAGACGAAUAUGUCGUGGUGCUCAAAAUGUAAAAUAAUUUAUAAAAAUAUGUAAUCAAUUUUAUUUAAUAACUGAAUCAUAUUCAUGAAAGUAUCUUAUUCGAUUCCAUCAAUUAAAUUUCUUCUUUUACUUUAUGUUAUUAAUAAAUUAUUAUGUUAAUAUCUAUUCUAUAUGUAUAUUGGACGACAUAAUUGAUGAUUUUAUUUUCUAAAUUAGAUAAUUUAUAAAUACCUAAUUCUUAUAUAUAAAUUCGUAUUGUUUUAUUAUUUAAAGAGCAAUCAUUCCAAUCUAUUUACUUAGAUUAUAAGUAGUUCAUAGUGAUGACAAGAGUUACUGCAAAGGUUCGUCCGACAGAAGUUUAGUUAUUUUUGUUACGAAAUAAAAGGGAGGUCGUUAAGGCUGCCUGUACACCGGAGCGGAGCUAGCGGAGUGGAGAAACUGAGAAAUAUUAGCCAAUAGGAUUGAGGAGCGGAGAUUUUGUACAAUCUUAUUGGUUAAUAUUUCUCACUUUCUCCACUCCGCUAGCUCCGCUCCGGUGGACAGGCAGCCUUAUGCGGUCAUCUAAACUCUAGCCGUCGCUCGUACCACAAAAACUUUUUAACAUCUGUUGAAUACUUGUCUAAAAAAAGUCAGAUUAUGACGUUGAAAUAAGGUCCGUUUUGCAGCCAAAUAUUUUUUAGAUAAGUCUUAGUGUUCAACAGACGUUUAAAAGUUUUUGUGGUACGAUGGUAAGGAUUUUGUGCCUGUGGUAGCUUAGCAUUUUGAAGAAGAGCUCAAGAAACUCGCAGUGUAUAAAGGGCUCAACUGUUGCAAUAUCUAUUUGAAUUUGUUUUUAGGCUGUGUUCAAAUCAAACAGUGCAGUUAGCGAACGUUACGCAGUUUAUUGUAUCUCCAUACAUAUAUUCACUUUUUCGUUCACAUCUCACCUACGUUAUGCGUAUUAUGCAUGAAUGCUGACAUUCGGCGGCUGACAGUCAGUUUGCUUCGAACGCAGCCUUAAUAUGAGAGGCGAAUAAUAUAGUGAAUUUGUGAAAUAUGUGAAAUUUCUUUAGAUAGAGGAUUUGGUAGGUUUUUUUUUUUCAAUUGUUUUCUUUUGUUGUACUUUAUAAGCGAACGCUAUUUAUCAAAAAGAUUGUGUGUGAAAUGGUUACUAAGUUAGCUUGAUAAGGUAGCUAAGUUACUGUCUGAGCUGAGCAUUUACACAAUAUACCAUAGCGAAAUAAUAAGAGGUGAAUUGUAGCAAAACUUGCGUUAUGGGUUGAACACAACGAAAAUAGUGUCAAUGUUAUCCGCUCCACUAUAGUAUGAAUUUGAAUUUUACCUUAUAUGUAAAUAAUUAUGGAAAUCAGAUUAAAUUUUUUAGUGUGACUUGACCUAGCGCAUGACCAACCAAAUACACUUUGUUACCGAUUUCCAAAAUGUAAAUAAUAAUAAUCUGCAACGAUUUCGACGCUAUGAUCAUCGCAUUUAAGUAAUGUAUUGUAAAGUACUAAGCCUUUAUUUGACAGAAAUAUACCUUAUACAUAUUUUAUGUACUAUACAUUUGUGAAAUAUACUUUUUUAAGGGUA
Helicoverpa zea (corn earworm) is the source of this 4553-nucleotide messenger RNA. It is a transcript of the gene meigo, whose product is annotated as solute carrier family 35 member B1 homolog. Gene Ontology annotation, molecular function: UDP-glucose transmembrane transporter activity; UDP-galactose transmembrane transporter activity. Bases 186 to 1265 code for a protein of 359 amino acids. Gene Ontology annotation, biological process: UDP-galactose transmembrane transport. The record is from RefSeq and is a predicted model, not a curated record. NCBI's taxonomy places the organism in Eukaryota, Metazoa, Arthropoda, Insecta, Lepidoptera, Noctuidae. Gene Ontology annotation, cellular component: endoplasmic reticulum membrane; Golgi membrane. The transcript is spliced from 8 exons.